Pantherophis guttatus is the source of this 1370-nucleotide messenger RNA. The record is from RefSeq and is a predicted model, not a curated record. NCBI's taxonomy places the organism in Eukaryota, Metazoa, Chordata, Lepidosauria, Squamata, Colubridae.
CGGGGCCACUUUCCCGCCAGCACCGGGCAGUCGGUGAGCUGAGCACGGGCGGCCUCCAGCGGGAGGGGAGGGGAGGGGAGGCGGGGGCUGCAAGGGUCUCCGUUGCACCUUUUCCCCCCGGCGGACAGACGGAGAUCCGGGGCGGGGGAUCCGCACGUGGGAAGGGAGGAGGCUAGGAAUCCUUUGCACGUGCAUUGAAUUCAGCACGUGAAACUCCCGGGUGGGUUUGCACGUGGGAAGAGGUCCGGCGCUGAUUCUGUGUCCCGACCGUGCAGGAGGCAGCUCCGUCUGGACAGCCAGGAGGACCCCUCGCCGCUGGAAGGGCCGGAGCUCCUUUGCCCCGAUCGGCUCGCUCUCUGCGCCGCCGGCUCCAUGGCCAGGCACAGCCGGCUGCAACGCGAGGUGCUCGGCCUCUACCGGCAGUUCCUCCGCGCCUGCCGAGGCAAGCCGGGCUUCCUGCCGCGGGUGCAGGCCGAGUUCCGCCGGGCUGCCCGCAUCCCCCGCACCGACGUGCUGCUCAUCGAGUACCUGCUGCGCCGCGGGCAGAGGCAGCUGGCGCAGCUCCGGGAAGGCCACGCCACGGGGAUGGGCCUCUUCGCCCCGGGGAGGCCAAAGCAGCAGCAGGAGAAGGACAAAGAGGACGCGCAAUCCUGAACGGAGGAUCGCUCUCUUGGUUGCCGCGCAGCGAUGCCCGCUGGCGGCAGGAAACCCGGAGGAGCGGACGCUGGGUGGGUGGGUGGGAGGAAAGGUCCCCCUGUUUUGCAAGAGCGCCCGCGAACUGAGAAGCAGCUGCUCUCUCCGGAGUUGUGGCGGUUGUGUGCAUUUGAAGCUGGGAUUUGCAGCUGAGGCUUUUCGGGAGAAGAUGGCGCAGCUCCUCGUUGCGCCCACCCGUCUUUCGUGGGAGGGGGACAGCCGUCACGUCUGCACGAGACCCCCCCGGCAAGCUUCCCCUUGGCAUUCUGGCCCUGAUGUUGUCCUAAGGGCCCCUCCUGCAAGGAAUCCCUUCCAGACCGUCGUGGAAACGGACAUGGGUUGGUUUGGGGUCAACCUUCCUCCGCCUGGAACUUUGGAGACAGCAGGAAAGAAGUUUUGAACAUAAAGAGGCUUCCCCCCCCCCCUUAAAACACUCCAGGAGAAAUACUAUUGAACCUUCUCCUUUGACAAUGCUGAGUAACAACUCUUUGACCUGGAUUUUGUUUUUGUUUGGUUUAACACCUUUCCCUGUAUUUAUUAAUUGCCUUCUAUUGUUAUUUUGUGAAGGGAAUGGAGGCUUUUGAACAAAAAACAAAACUCCCGUUGCUAAUGUGUAUGCAGUACUUAUUCUGGUUGUGUUUUGGAUUGCAGUCUGUUAUAAAGGAACAUUCUAAAAC